AUGGUUGAAACCCGAGCCCAGAGAGCCGCCAAAAGGAGGCACAAACCAGAGCCAGAGGACCCAGCGGAAGAAGCCGACCCCAAUAACCCCGUCGGAUUCUGGAUAAAAACAGACCGCUGGCCAAGCAAACUCUUCGAGCCCGAGCCAGACAUGGAACACCUGCUUGCACGAAGGAAGUCCUCGUCCUCGUCCGCCCGUAAGCGAUCGAGUUCAGCCUCGUCCAUUACGCCAAGCGACCAAAAGCCGCGUGAAGAGAAGAGCGCCCAGUAUCGAGAUUCGCGUUAUGAGACACUGCUUGCCACCAAAGGCAGUUUUAUGGCACCAUCGAAGCUGGAUAUUACCAACGAGAGCAAAAUUCUCUGCGAAACCUUGCUCGAGGGAAACCAAACGUAUCCCGAGAAUUCACUCUUCCGGGAUGACAUCUUCGGCUUGACCUGCGAGAAAAUCCGCACGAAGAACGAAGCUCGGGUUUUGCAAGACAUCACUCGGCUUAUUGUACCUUCCGCCGAGAGCCUUGCAACAUAUGGCGCUGAACACCUCGAUAUCCUGACAGAAAGUGUCAACGAAGGCUGGAAUAACUCGAUUCCCUUGACUGGGAGGCGUCCGCAGCCAGACUAUUCAGUUGGAUUUUUGCGAGAUGCAUUCACCGAGGAACAGCUUGAUAAGCUAUCGCCCUUCAUUGGCGACUUUCUCGCCGACCAGUCAUACUUCAUGGCCACAUACUACAUGUAUUUUCCCUUCCUUGCCUGCGAGGUGAAGUGUGGGGAUGCCCUCGACGUUGCCGACCGUCAGAAUGCCCAUACCAUGACCCUUGCGGCUCGAGGCGUGGUCGAGCUGUUCCGUCUUGUGGGACGCGAGAACGACGUCCACCGACAGAUCGUAGCUUUCUCUAUCUCACACGACCAGCGCUCAGUACGGAUCUAUGGCUACUACCCAGUCAUUGACGGCAAGAACACCAAAUACUACCGCCAUGAAAUCUAUACAUUUAGUUUUACAACACUAAAUGGGCGGGAUAAGUGGACUGCCUAUCGGUUCACCAAAAAUAUCUACGACACUUGGAUGCCAGGUUUCUUCAAGAGAAUCUGCUCAGCUAUCGACCAAUUGCCGGCAAAGGUAGAUUUUGAGGUCCAAGCCCUGUCUGAGUCGACUGGCCUCUCUCAGCGUCUGGAGAACGGUGCACAAAUGGAGGACUCUGUGUCGCUAUCUGUAGAGGAGAACGACCAGGCAGACAAUGCUGGCCAGGUGGUAACUCCAGCUACGUCUUUUUUGAAGCUGGGGCCUGUCAAGCGACGGAAGAAAACGUAG
Trichoderma citrinoviride is the source of this 1305-nucleotide messenger RNA. RefSeq lists its product as hypothetical. NCBI's taxonomy places the organism in Eukaryota, Fungi, Ascomycota, Sordariomycetes, Hypocreales, Hypocreaceae. The transcript has 2 exons. The record is from RefSeq and is a predicted model, not a curated record. The coding region runs from base 1 to 1305 and encodes 434 amino acids.